Messenger RNA from Guillardia theta CCMP2712, 807 nucleotides. RefSeq lists its product as hypothetical. NCBI's taxonomy places the organism in Eukaryota, Cryptophyceae, Pyrenomonadales, Geminigeraceae. The record is from RefSeq and is a predicted model, not a curated record. The transcript is spliced from 5 exons. Bases 1 to 807 code for a protein of 268 amino acids.
AUGAAGGACAUCGUCGUCGCCGUCUUCCCCGUCCCCGGAGGCCCUAGAAUCCAACCCAAACACCCGGCCUUGCACACCCUGUCGUCAGCUUGUGCCGAGCUGAUUGAAUCAAGAAACGAUCCAUCGACACAGAAGAGCUUGUUCGCCUCUCUGUGCCCAACCAGAUCACGAUUCAAGGCCCUCUCCUUUGUCGAGCUUCUCCUUUUGUGCUCGGAGAGGUAUGAGCCUGCAUCGCAAGAUCAGACAUUGGGUGGGUCGGCGCUGCAGGAGGGCCCUUUCGCGCUGCUCUACUCGUCCGGAAACAUCGUCAGCAGCGUCAUCACCAUCGAGCCCUCAGCGGCGCUUGUCAUCGACGGGGGCUUGACGAUCGACAUCCCCAUUGACGGGAGCAAGGAGAUGUGCAGCCAGAUCUUGCAGAACGUGCAGAUGGUGGUUGUGUCGGACCUGCUCAACUUCAACGCGACUCCGGAGGGCCUUGGGAACUGCUCGAUGGGAUCUGUAGGGAACUGCUCGUGCGCAGCGACGAUCUAUCACUUCAGCACCUACGCUGUUGCCAAUGCCUACUACACGUCCCCGACGACGGACUCGGGCACGACCAACACCAACUCACCGGGGAGCGAUACGACGACGACGACGACGACGACGACGAGCACUGAGGACAGCGGAUCGCUGAAGAAUGGCUCGCCUGCAACGACGAGCUUCAAGGUGAAGCGCAAGACUGGUGGCGAGGCAGAGCUGACGAAUGUGCAGGGGAUGAUGUUGCUGAGUGUUAUGAUGAGCUUGGGGGCGAUGCGUGUAUAUAAGUAA